GUCAGCGCAUGCUCCGGCCAGCGUACUCCCAUGGUACUCCGGCGCUCCAGCGGCCGCCACCUCUUCCGCCAUUUUUAGCAAAACAUGUCGGUUUGCGGCGUUUGUAUGCCAUGACGCAGAGGUUUCUGCCAUGGGUGACGCGCGUUUGAGCCUGGAGUUCUUCAACUGGGCAGGUUUGUCACCUCAAGAUCAACAAAUUCUAGAUGAGGCCUUAAGGAAUGGAAGUGAUUGUGUUGAGCUACCCUGGCAGGAUGAGGAAGACUGCCUGGAUGCCCAUACAUUGCCCCCUGAGCAACCGGAUCUUCUGAGUUGCGCUGACACCUUGGGCCCAGAGGCAGCCCUGGACAGCGCAUUGCCGGAAACAUUGGAAAUGCAACAGCUCUACCUGCAGCAUCAGCAGGUGUUUCCACCAGCUCAGUAUUCACCAGGUCACCAUCAUCCACCUGUUAUAAGUCAGGAGAUGGUGUGCGACUUCACUGAGCAGCACCAGCCUCCACCUGCUUUGCCAUUGGAGGGAAUAGGAAAACGAUCUUCAGGGCGCAGAGGCCAUCACAGAAAUAAGGGGAUGCACCACAAUUCUCGACCUGACAUGGCAGCUCAUGCACCUGCAGUGGAGGUUUUGGAACGGAUGGGGGAGCCAGUGCGCCAUAUGCCCCUAACCUACGCUGGUGGCCAGAGUGGUUUUCCUCCUUUCUCAUACCAUCAACCUGUGUACUACAUGUGCGUUGGAACAGCGCAACCUUUCUACGGUCCUGCCCAAGGCCACCAUCCACUGCCAUUUGUUACAGCUAUGGUGUCACCCCAGCCUCCACCACAUGUGGCCAUGGCAGCUCCCAGUACCAUGGCUGGCGAGCCAGUGACGGCGGCACAUUAUGCUGAACUGCCUGUUCUGAGCUCGUCAAAGGAAGAAGUGGCCUGCCCUGUGACCACCAGCACCAGUGAGCAGUCAACAGCAGUCUUGGAUGACGUUGAACCAGCAGAACUGUUGGCCAGUACCGUUUCUAGCGAGACAGAUGAAGCAGUGCACGAGAUAGCCAAACCCGCAUCUCCUCUACCACCGACUAUGCCCAGUAAUGUGCCUGAAGCAGAAGCAGCUGUGCCUGUUGUUGAGCAAACUCUAGCUGUGACUGCAGUGGAAGAGCCAGCUCCUGUGCCCCCUGUAGUGAAUGGUUCCGGACCAGCCAGGCGCUGCUGGGCUGACCUUUUCAAAAAGGGCUCUGGUGAAGUGGAAGGCGCAGGUAAACGGCAACCAGUGGUGCCCCUUGCACGUGAUGGUGCCACGAGUGACUGUGAGGAGGAGAUGCGACCAUGCAGGGCAUCUGUACCAGAGUCUGGCGACACUAGGCUUGGUUGGGCUUUGCGCAACUGCACUGUCAAUCACACACCUCCAUUGAUUCAACCCAGGGGCUUGGAGAAUGGCAAGAACUGGUGCUAUAUCAAUGCCAACCUCCAAGCCUUACUGGCUUGUCCAGCUUUCUACAACCUGCUGUACAACUUGCCUCUGGUACCUGGCAUGCCUGGUUCCAAUGCAACACCUCUCUUGGAGUGCCUCAUGUUUUUUCUGCAGUCCUAUGCAAUUCCUAUGGUUCGUGAGACUGGCAAGAAGGAUGAACUGGUUAUUGGGUCAGCAUAUGACCCUGAACGAUUCAGAGACCUUCUGAUGAAAAUAAAACCUGACUGCAAAAAGGGUAAGCAAGAGGAUGCAGAGGAAUUCUUAAGCUUCAUGCUAAAUGGCCUGCAUGAUGAAAUGGUGUCAUCAAUGCGUUCUGUGAGCAAUGGUCUCAACGGUCAGUGCAAUGGAGAGGCUCAGCUGCCAGUUGAGCAUGUUGAUGACGAUGAUGAUGAUGAAGGUGCUUGGAAGACUGUCACCCAUCGCAAUCGACACCAAGUAACCCGUUCAGCAGAGUAUUCAAAAUCUCCAUUAAUGGACAUAUUUGGAGGUGAAAUGCGCUCCUCUGUGACAGCUGAUGGAGAGACAUCAGCUUCACUUCAGCCAUUCUUCACUCUGCAGCUGGACAUCCAGGAUGGAGUUAAAAAUGUAGAAGAGGCAUUGCUGCACCUCGCUGCUGAAGAGAAGGUGCAGAACUACCAUAGCAGCAAGAGCAACAAAGAGGUGGAUGCAUUGCGCAGAACUACCUUGGAAAAGCUACCGCUGGUGCUUAUUCUUCAUCUAAAACGUUUUGUGUAUGACAAAAAUGGUGGCUGCAAGAAGCUUAUGAAUGCCAUACAGAUACCUCAUCAACUUCAGCUUGACCGCAGAUUGGUGUCGUCCAGCGAGAGGUCAAAUAAGCAGCAGCGCUGCUAUUUGCUAUUUGCAGUAUUAAGCCACAGUGGAGAGCGCACAGACAAAGGUCAUUAUGUGACUGAUGCCUUCCACCCAGCAGGACGCACAUGGCUUCGCUGUGAUGAUGACAAUGUGACACCCAUUGCCCAAGGCGAACUGCUGCGUUUUGAGAACUCGUCUCUUGUGCCCUAUCUACUCUUCUAUCGACGUGCGGACACUGACCAUCAGGCUAGGUAGACAAAAAACCAGUUUAAUAGGACAUUCAAAGGCGGACUGGGCAAGGCAUUGCCAGCAAGUGGUGGGCCAGCGUGUGCAUUUUAUUUUUUUAUUAUUACUUUCUGCUCUACUUCUCUUGUGCAAAGUGUGGGCACUACCUAUACAGUCUGCUUUGUGCCGUGUGUGUCAAUUGGCGUGUAGUUUGCUGCAAGUUCUCCGUGUGUGUCAAUUUGCGUGUAGUUUGCUGCAAGUUCUCUUUUUUUAACAAGCUGCGGCACUGUUUUUCUUUUUGCCGACAAUGUGUUACUCUGGUUUUGUCUGUUUGUGUGUGCACAGCUAUUUAUUAUGGGCCUUCUCUCCUUGCAUUCAUUUCAGAACCCGAGUGCUUUUCGUGAUGCUUUGGUGCUGGGGGAGGAAGGGUUGGCUUAAGGCUCUUCCUCCCCCAGCUAAAACUUGUCUGCUGGCAGCCACCCUGUUGCUUUGCAGUUGUGUAUGUGCAUAUGUACAUAAGUGUUAUGCAAGGGCAUCAAGCCAGAACUUAGUGCUGUAGUACUACUAGCUGCAACAUGCAGACUCUUUAGUGUUAAUGAUUGGAGUGCUUUCCAUGCAAAAGAAACUCACAUAAGUGCCUCAUGAUUCAUAGUUCUUGGUAUGCUACUGUACUCUUAUGCAACCAGUCUAAAAGGUGGACUGUUUCUCCCCCCCCCCCCCCCCCCCCUCUUGAACAGACAUGGAAAGCCUGUGUAGGCAUCAUGUAGGAUUCCCUAUCCUAAUGCUUCCAUGAUAACUCAGUUCUGUGCUCUUGUAUCCCUUCCCCUGCUCCUUAUGCACACGGUGCUUUCAAAGAUAUUACUUAGUGAAACUUCACUGGUGUUACACAUCACUGCACUAAUCUUUUGAAUUUAUUGUGACCCAGUUUAUAUACUGCUGUCUUUCAUUUUUGAAGCUGUUUAACAGCUUAAUUGUAACUAAAGUAACGCUGUCAUCUUUAAGCAUGUGUUCUUUAAUGUAAAGGAGAGAUAUUGUUAUAAAGAUUUUGCUUGUUGUCAUAUAUGUCCUGAUGAUAACCAGGAUUUAAAAAGCAGCCACAUCUUGCAUGGAUGGUGAAGACCAACUUUCAUGCUGUGAUGGAUGCUACAGUAUCUCUGCCAAUAAGUGUUAAAAUUUGGUAUUAAUUUUUGGACUCAGGACUUCUUUUUACAGAAUAUGCAACAGGUUUAAAAGAUUAGUUUGCCUUGCAGUUCAAGCUAAAGAACAAGAACACAUUGGCAUAUGUUUGCACCAGUAGUACUCAUGGUAAUGGUAGCUUAGGUAGCUGGGUGACAUCUAAAGGCAGGUCACCCCACAUGCACCAUAAUAUCAAGUUCAUAUGCCAUGUAUAUUCUGAAUCUUGCUCAUUUCUUUUUCACUUGGAAGUUUCUAUAUCAUGAAUGUUCACAAUUCGCUGUGUAAGUGCGCCUCAUUUAUUUGCACUGUGGAUCUUUUCACUUGGCUUUCAGUGCACACGAAUGUAACUGUCAGGUCAAAUGGUGUAUCGAAAACUUGGCUCAUGUUGUAUGGGGUGUUCUGUACCGUGCUUGUGAGUCACUCCACAUGGUCGGUGUUCUCGGGACUGAGAAAAGUGCUUGAGAAACUAUGCUUACAUGUUUACUCAUGAAUCAUAAAAAGUUGUGCAUUGCAUUGUUCUGUACCGUGCUUGUGAGUCACUCCACAUGGUCAGUGUUCUCAGGACUCACAAAAGUGCUUGAGAAACUAUGCUUACAUGUUUACUCAUGAAUCAUAAAAAGUUGUGCAUUGCAUUGUUUUUGUUGUAAACUUUUUUGCUGGUGUAAAGUGCAACAUCGGUGUAUGUGAGAGAGUGACUUAAUUUGCAUGGUGACCCUGAACCUACAUGCAUAGUUCCCCUUUGGGUUUGUUGCUUUGUGUUUUUCACACUGAUCACUUAAGUCAGGAACAGUGCCUUGCUAUAUUAUUAGAGCUAGUCAGUUUGCAUUAGCUUUGCUGAAAAUGGUUUGGUUGGCUGGGGUGUUUCCUGUAGGCAAACAUGAGUUUUUCUGAGAACAUUUUCAUAACUGUACAUACACACUGAUGCAAGCAGCAUGCUUUGUCCCUCUUGUAAAGAUAUGUAGGUUGUUCCAAUUGUGUGUGCAAAGUCACCUUGUUUACCCAUAAGUUAAUUGAGGAAUGUCUGUUUUGAGUGCAAGCUAUAUAAGAACUACACCUGCUGUUGGCAAAUUUAAUACACAAUACGCAAGAAGUACCUCAAUUAGAGGACUAUAUAUUUCUAAUACUGUGUAUAUAGUAGUUUCACUUUAAGAAAACUGGUGGCAGAUUUUUAGACAUGUUUUAAACUUGUUACUGCUUGAAAUUCUGAAGCGAAUAGGGCUGUUUUUAUGUUCAUUGAGUGAUUUGCAGUGGGUUACUUUUUUUUUAAAUAAACUAUAAACCUGCCAGGAGUGCUUCAAGUUAUUGCCUAUGGUGGGAUUUUCUUUCAUUUAGGGCAAAAUAAUAUUGAAAUGCAAGACAUCGCGUGAAUAAAAACAUUGAAGGCUUCUCU
This is a messenger RNA of Dermacentor silvarum, 5057 nucleotides long. RefSeq names its product ubiquitin carboxyl-terminal hydrolase 10-like (gene Usp10). Bases 131 to 2521 code for a protein of 796 amino acids. Gene Ontology annotation, molecular function: cysteine-type deubiquitinase activity; cysteine-type endopeptidase activity. NCBI's taxonomy places the organism in Eukaryota, Metazoa, Arthropoda, Arachnida, Ixodida, Ixodidae. The record is from RefSeq and is a predicted model, not a curated record. Gene Ontology annotation, biological process: protein deubiquitination. The transcript has 16 exons. Gene Ontology annotation, cellular component: cytosol; nucleus.